Messenger RNA from Saccostrea cuccullata (small rock oyster), 2222 nucleotides. RefSeq names its product E3 ubiquitin-protein ligase MARCHF5-like. Lineage: Eukaryota; Metazoa; Mollusca; Bivalvia; Ostreida; Ostreidae. Gene Ontology annotation, molecular function: zinc ion binding; ubiquitin protein ligase activity. The coding region runs from base 218 to 1060 and encodes 280 amino acids. The record is from RefSeq and is a predicted model, not a curated record. Gene Ontology annotation, biological process: protein polyubiquitination; regulation of mitochondrial fission. The transcript has 7 exons. Gene Ontology annotation, cellular component: mitochondrial outer membrane.
CCUUGUUCUUAUUUGAUGGAAUGAAUAACUCAGAACAUUUAUCAAGUAAAAAGAUGAUUAAAUGUAUUGGCAGACUUUUGAACAGGUCAAACCGGUGUGUAACCCAAAGACAAAACUGGGUCAGAGAUAGAGGGCCAGAGAUGUAAAAGAGAUGGUGAGAGACAUUUGAGAAAAAUGUUCAGAAUCGUUAUUUAUUGACUGAGAAGGAAACAGAAAUAUGGCAGUGCAUCGUGAGGAAGAGAGGAAAACAUGCUGGGUGUGUUUUGCGACUGAGGAUGAUGACAGUAGCGCCCCCUGGGUCAGACCAUGUCGGUGUCGGGGAACAACCAAAUGGGUCCACCAGUUUUGCCUUCAGCGGUGGAUUGAUGAGAAACAAAAGGGAAAAAGCACCACGAAAGUCGCAUGUCCACAGUGCAACACGGAAUACAUCAUUGUCUUUCCUAAACUUGGUCCAGUGGUGUAUGUGAUGGACAUAGUUGAUCGUAUUAUUUAUAAGGUCUGCCCCUUUGUGGCGGGGGGCAUCGUGGUAGGAUCUGUCUACUGGACGGCAGUGACAUAUGGUGCUAUAACGGUGAUGCAGGUUUUGGGUCACAAAGAGGGUCUAAAUGUAAUGGAGGGAGUGGAUCCAAUCUUUUUAUUGAUCUGCCUUCCCAUCAUCCCUGUGGUGCUUAUCCUGGGUAAGAUGUGUCGCUGGGAGGAUUACGUUCUCAGACUGUGGAGGAAGCAUGUGGCCAAAAUCCCCUUCCUACAGAACAUCUUAUCUAGUGUUGGUGCCAGAAAUCUGCGUGUUCCUGCGGAGACAGUACCACUCUCAGAUCCAAUCUCUGCCACAAGGAUGUUGUGUGGCGCCCUCAUCAUGCCAACCAUUGCCACCAUCAUGGGGAAAAUCAUGCUUGGAUCUGUCCACUCCAACUUCCAGCGCACACUACUGGGUGGUGUAGCUUUCACAAUACUUAAAGGAGCACUGAAGAUUUACUAUAAACAACAGCAGUAUCUACGCCAGGCAAAUCGCGUUAUCAAAGACUACCCUACCGAGGAAAACACGGCAUCGUCUGUGUGACUAUAGAUAGUAAUACAUGUAUGCGUGGACUUAUCUGGACCUAACAUUGCCAACAGAAAAAAACAACAAAUCAAACAAAAAGAAAAACAUUUAACUAGUGUUUAGAAGUUUAUCCCAACAGUUUCAUUGUAAACUAUACAGUAUACAAAUAGCAAGGUCACAUGAUCAUCUCGUACAGUAGAGAAUGAGCAGAAGGGAGAUAACUCUGCUGUGACGUGUCCUGUAAAUCUGCACCUGGUUGAUAAAGUAACGGUAGAAAGUGACAAGUAUAGGUGACAUUGUGAUAUUAUGAUACCAUUGUCUGAUAUUUUCUCAGUAUUUUUAUAACUGUGUUAAUUCAUUUGUAUUCACUUUUCAGACCAGUGAUACUGUAAUAAUUUUAUUUUCUCAGUAUUUUCAGGAUAAACUGAGUAAAGUCUUAAUAUGUAAUUAGCUUCUUAUAUCAAUGUCUCGUUUAAUGCUAACAAUUUGGCAAUUCAUAUGUAUAUUUAUAGAUUUGUUGAAAUUUUUCUAAGUGAUGAAGGUCAAAUGUAUAAAACAUACAAUAAUAUGUUGCCUAAAUUGGUGAACAACUCUGAAUAUUGUAAAUUAAACUAGCAUCACUUUUGAUCAUGACUGGCAACCACGUCUUAAUUAAUUUUUGAUUGGGACAUAAAUCUAGCAAAAAUUUCCUUAGGUCUAUAAUUCUAAUUUUAGAAAUUCAAAUUAAUACAAUAGACUAUGUUAUUCUUAUUCUUGCAUCUCUGUAAUGCUGUGUUUAAUAAGGACUUUCACAAAUGUGAACAGUCAAGAAAAAUGGAAAGGUUAAAAAAAAACUUUGCUUGCUAGGUUUGUUAUAACUAAUAAUUAUUGAAUCAUAUAAUUUACAAUUAUUGUUGUUUUUGAAGUCAAUAUGAUGGUUUAGGCUUUCUCUUAGAACAAUAUUCACCUCGACCUUUUGGCUUGGUGAAUAUUGUAUUCCCCAGGAGGCUAACCAUUUUUUUUUUCUAUUUUAAAAUAUGUUAUUUAAUUUGUAUGAUCUGUCAAGAGAAGCAUAUAGGGGAAAACAAUGGGAAGGGAACUGAAUAGAAUGUAAGAGCUACAGUCGACUUGAGAUGUGUUAGAUUUUAAUAACACAAAGUUUCUUUAAGUGUGACCCAAAGAAGAGUAAAAAAAAGGGGGA